Messenger RNA from Geosmithia morbida, 1047 nucleotides. Its product is annotated as Delta7-sterol 5-desaturase. The record is from RefSeq and is a predicted model, not a curated record. Gene Ontology annotation, biological process: lipid biosynthetic process. NCBI's taxonomy places the organism in Eukaryota, Fungi, Ascomycota, Sordariomycetes, Hypocreales, Bionectriaceae. The transcript has 2 exons. The coding region runs from base 1 to 1047 and encodes 348 amino acids. Gene Ontology annotation, molecular function: iron ion binding; oxidoreductase activity.
AUGGAUAUUGUCCUCGAAUUCACAGACACCUUCAUAGCCGACUAUGUCUAUGCUUGGGCACACCCCAUCAAGCCGGCACCCUACGACUCCCUUAUGGGUAUAGCUUCCAACUAUUCAGAGGCUCAGCAGACAUUUUCUCCCUGGACGUUCCAGCCAGCCAGCCAGUUCAUUAGCGUCCAGCCUUCACAAGCCGCCUACAUGAGCGCAUGGCCACGCGACAAUGUCUUUCGCCAGCUGAUUACCCUUUACUUUAUCGUCUGGCUCUUUGGCAUACUCGUCUACUUCUUUUUCGCCUCUCUCUCCUACGUCUUCAUCUUUGACAAGCGCACCCUCGACCACCCCAAAUUCAUCAAGAACCAAGUCUGGCUAGAGAUUGUUCAGGCGAAUCGGGCCAUGCCCGUCAUGGCCCUGUGCACAGCGCCCGUGAUGGUUCUCGAGGUCCGCGGCUACAGCAAGCUCUACGACACGACAGACGAAGGCCCCGGGAUGUGGUACAACAUCGCGCAGCUCCCCCUUUUCCUUCUGUUUACCGACUUCUGUAUCUACUGGAUACAUCGCUACCUUCAUCACCCUCUCAUCUACAAGCGCCUUCACAAGCCUCAUCACAAAUGGAUCAUGCCCACCCCCUACGCCAGCCACGCUUUCCACCCGCUCGACGGCUUCGCCCAGUCCCUCCCCUACCAUAUCUUCCCCUUCCUCUUCCCUCUCCAGAAGAUCACAUCGGUCGCCCUCUUCGCCUUCGUCAACUUUUGGUCCAUCCUUAUCCAUGACGGCGAGUACCUCACCAACAACCCCAUCGUCAACGGCGCUGCCUGCCACUCCCUCCACCACUCGCGCUUCGAGGUUAACUACGGUCAGUUCUUCACUGCCUUUGACCGCAUGGGUGGAACUUACAGGAUGCCCGAGGCUUGGAUGUUUGAGGCGGGGAAGAAGAUGUCCAAGAAGCAAUGGAACAGUGAGUCCAAGGCCGUCGACGGCCUCGUCAAGGAGAUUGAGGGUGCUGAUGACCGCACAUACGAGCCCGCCGACACUAAGAAGAACAAAUAA